UGCCGCGGUGACACAGUCAUGAUGGCCGCCGUGCGUCGGUUUCUGGCUCUUCGAAACAAGUUCACCAGCUCUUCAAACGGUUUAAGCCUUUACUUUAAUAGCAGACAGUCAUGGAGGGAAAGAGCAGUUCUGAGGCGUGUAGGGACAGGACUGUGUAUCACUGUCGGUGGAUUCGCUGUUGUUUACUACCAGCCCAAUGCGAGUCUGCGUGCAUUGUUUUCUCCGUUGCCAGCAGUGGCUGCAAAAGAGAAGGCCAGUGCAUCUGCUGAAGAUGAAGAGGUUUCGAUGUCGGCCCAUGAGCACAGGUUCAGGCUCUUCAGUUCACUGGAGUAUGAUGGACAGCUUUAUAUGACUCCCCUCGACUUCAUUGAGUCCGUCACAAUGAGCGAACCAAAGAAAAAGAGGUUUUGGAAAUCCCUCACAAAGCAGGAUCUAGACAAGAUUCUGUCAGAUACGCCACCUGUUUGGAAAGGAUCAUCCCGUCUGUUCCGAAACCUGUGGGAAAGAGGUGCCAUCGCUUACACAGAGUAUCUGUUUCUACUUUGCAUUUUGACAAAGCCGCAUGCAGGUUUUAAAAUAGCUUUCAAAAUGUUUGAUGCAGAUGGCAAUGAAAUGGUGGAUAAGAGGGAAUUCAUGGUGCUGGAAGAGAUAUUCCGUAAGAAAAAUGAAAAGAAAAAAGAACGGGGAGGAGAUCCUGACAGUUACUCUCAACUGAGCGUGGAACUGUAUGGACAUCAUGGAUCUGUCAGCAGCAAUGUACUUAAAAAAGAGCAGCCUCAGUCUGAACCCAGAAGUUUCUGGGAUGUUCUAAGGCUUGGUGCGAGAAUAGUUCUCUUUUCAGAUCUGAUGGAGCACGAACCAGAAAAUGUCACCUACACAACCCUGCUGGUGCAUUUCUUUGGAAGAAAGGGCAAAAGUGAACUUAACUUUGAUGACUUCUACAGAUUCAUGGACAACCUGCAGACGGAAGUCAUUGAGAUUGAGUUCCUCAGCUAUUCCAAGGGAAUGCCCACCAUCAGUGAGGAAGACUUCGCUCGGAUCCUGCUGCGUUACACCACAGUGGAGAACAUCACAGGCUAUCUUGAGAAUGUGCGUCAAAGCAUACCCGAUGAGAAGGGCAUCACGUUUGAAGAUUUUAGGACCUUUUUUCAGUUCCUCAACAACUUAGAGGAUUUUACCAUUGCCAUGCAAAUGUACAACUAUGCAAAUCGCCCAAUUGGACAAGAUGAGUUUGCACGUGCGGUCUAUGUGGCCACUGGCCUGAAGCUGUCACGACAUCUCGUGAACACUGUUUUCAAGAUCUUUGAUGUGGACCAUGAUGAAUGCCUCUGUGAUUAA
Sinocyclocheilus grahami is the source of this 1338-nucleotide messenger RNA. RefSeq names its product calcium uptake protein 3, mitochondrial-like. Gene Ontology annotation, biological process: mitochondrial calcium ion homeostasis; calcium import into the mitochondrion. Lineage: Eukaryota; Metazoa; Chordata; Actinopteri; Cypriniformes; Cyprinidae. The record is from RefSeq and is a predicted model, not a curated record. The coding region runs from base 19 to 1338 and encodes 439 amino acids. The transcript has 14 exons. Gene Ontology annotation, molecular function: calcium ion binding. Gene Ontology annotation, cellular component: uniplex complex.